Molecule: messenger RNA, 1696 nt
Organism: Nicotiana tabacum (common tobacco)
Lineage: Eukaryota; Viridiplantae; Streptophyta; Magnoliopsida; Solanales; Solanaceae
Product: F-box protein SKIP19
Molecular function (GO): protein binding
Source: RefSeq, a predicted model, not a curated record
AAAUUACCAAGAGAAAACACAGACGACAAAACCCUAAACACAGAGAGAUGCCGAAGCCAAAACGGUUGGUAUGGAGAAUCAAGCAGAAAAAUCAGAAAGGGUCAACCUCUUCCUCCAAACCACCACCACCGCCAUCGCCGCCGUGGGUGGAACUCCCUCGAGAAAUCACGGCCGACAUCCUUCACCGGUUGGGAGCAAUAGAGAUAUUGCAAAAUGCACAGAGAGUUUGUAGUACGUGGUGGAAGGUGUGCCAUGACCCUAUCAUGUGGCGGGACAUUGACAUGGGAAGCGACAUUGAUGUGGACAUAGGUGAUGAUGUCUUGGACGAGUUGUGUCGCGUCGCUGUGAAUCGCAGCCAGGGUCAGUUGCACAAAAUUAACAUCGAGCAUUUUGGCAAUGACUAUUUGCUCAAAUAUAUAGCGGAGAGAUCAAGUCAGCUAAGGCAUCUAAGACUUGUCAGCUGUGAUGAAAUUUCAGAUGGAGGUUUGGCUGCAGUUGCCAAGAACUUCCCGUUGUUGGAGGAGUUGCACAUUUACUUAGCUGUUAUUAGUAAAGCUGAUAUAGACGCUAUUGGUCGUUCUUGCUCGCAGCUCAAGUCAUUUACAUUGAACAACAUUGGAUUUAGUGGAUUCAGAGGAUUUAGAAGUUUACAUUUUAAUGUCAAUGAUGAAGCUCUGGCUAUUGCAGGAAAUAUGCCUGAGUUGCGACGCCUUGCACUUUUUGGGAAUAACUUGACAAAUGAAGGCCUGUGUGCCAUUCUUGAUGGCUGCCUGCGGCUUGAAUCACUUGACUUGCGCCACUGUUAUAGUAUUGAUCUUGAAGGGGAUUUAGGAAAGAGAUGUCGCCAACAGAUUAAGGAUCUGAAGUGCCCUCGUGAUUCCACUUCUGGUUAUGAGUUUAGAGCUCAGAUUUGUGAUUAUAGUUCUUCCAAUGAUGAAUACCCAUCUGGGUUGUCUGAAGCUGCUGGCCUCUCAGACUAUUUGUUUGAUUAUGAGUAUGAUGACUUUGAUUACGACGACUUCACUAACCCAUUUAGCGGCGAGUAUCUUGAUGAGGAUGGUUUCUUUUACUGAGAUCGUUUGCUACCUGAAAUUUGUUAAUGGUUCUUGUUUGCUGGGUAAACUGCGAUUCAAUUGUUCAGCAAAUUCUAGGUUGCUGUUCGAAUUGCCAUUCGUGUCAUAUUUUGCUGCUCUCAUAGCAGUUGAAGUGUCCGGGUUUGCACAUUGUUGGCAGCAGAUUGUAAUUGUAGUUAUUAAGGCAGGCCUUAAUCCACUAACCUUAGCACUUGGCUGCUUAGAACUACCAGAUAACUACUGUGUUCUCUCCUUUUUUGUUUGGUUCAUAACCCCUUCACAUAAGUCGAAUUUGGUAAAUUUCUUAGUCUUUUGUUUGAAUGUAUAUAAAAGCCACUUCAAAUUAUAAAAGCCACGCACAUACAUACAUAAUCUACAAACUAUAAGUUCAACAAAAGAGUGGGAGGCAUACCAGUCGAGCAAAAAUAUCAAAAGUGCCUCCACCAAGCCAAAGUGAGGACUCAACUGAAGGGAAUUGUCAUGGUGCCUCUAACCUCAUAAUUUCAGUCAUUUGUUUUCACUUUGUUCGUCUAAUUAACACGAUCUACUUGUAGUUCGUCUCUCUUCACCUUACUCUUAGAUCUCUUCAAGCUCCACAUAAUCGAUUGGUGAUUAUCAACAAA